Molecule: messenger RNA, 1584 nt
Organism: Emys orbicularis (European pond turtle)
Lineage: Eukaryota; Metazoa; Chordata; Testudines; Emydidae
Gene: PM20D1
Product: peptidase M20 domain containing 1
Exons: 13
Coding region: 1-1548 (515 amino acids)
Biological process (GO): amino acid metabolic process
Molecular function (GO): hydrolase activity, acting on carbon-nitrogen (but not peptide) bonds, in linear amides
Source: RefSeq, a predicted model, not a curated record
AUGGCGAAGCGGAGGGGCAUGCUGCGUGGGGAGGCCUGUGCCGUCUGCCUGGGGCUCUGCGGGGUGGCGCUGGCCCUGCUGCUGGUGCGGGCCUACGUCCUCCGCUCCCCGCCGGGCCCGCGGCUCUGGUGGCGGCGAGUCGCGCUGGGCUUCGAGCUCAGCGCCCGCGACAGACAGGAGCUGAAGGAGGCGCUGAGAGGUGCCAUCAAAAUCCAAACAGUCUCCUUCUCUCCAGAGGACCAAAAUACAACAGCAUUGGCAGAAUUUGGGAAUUAUAUUAAAAAAGUUUUUCCUGCUGUAUUUUCUACCAAGUUCAUUCAACAUGAGAUCAUUGGGGGAUACAGCCAUCUCUUCACUGUCCAGGGUUCUGACCCCCAGCUCAUGCCCUACAUGCUGCUUGCUCACAUGGAUGUAGUCCCAGCUUCCCAAGAGGGGUGGCAUGUCCCUCCUUUCUCGGCUAAGGAACUUGACGGUUUCAUCUAUGGACGAGGAACAGUGGACAACAAAAAUUCUGCUAUAGGUAUUCUGCAAGCUCUAGAAUUCCUGCUGAGAAGACACUACAGACCUCGCAGGUCUUUCUAUAUUGGCAUUGGACAUGAUGAAGAGGUAUCUGGUCAUAAGGGAGCAAUGAAGAUUGCAGCUCUGCUGAAAACUAGAGGAGUGAAGCUUUCUUUCCUGCUAGAUGAGGGAAGCGUUAUCUUAGAUGGGUUCUUGGUGGGAAUAAAGAAUCCAGUAGCAGUAAUAGCUAUCACAGAGAAGGGUUCAAUUACAGCGAACUUCAGUGUGGAAAAAGAGCAAGGUCAUUCCUCUGCCCCUCCUAAGGAGACGAGUAUCGGUAUUCUUGCAGCGGCAUUGUCCAGGUUGGAGCAGAAUCCCAUGCCCAAUCUGUUUGGCCAUGGACCAGAAAUCAUGAUUCUUGAGCACUUGGCUUCAGAGUUCCGUUUUCCUCUCAAUCUCGUCAUGACCAACCUGUGGCUGUUCUCGCCCAUCGUCAGCAGAAUUUUCGAGCAGAAGCCCUCCACUAAUGCCUUGAUUCGGACCACCACAGCAAUCACCAUGUUUAAUGCAGGAAUCAAGUCCAAUGUCAUCCCACCUUCCGCAAAAGCAACUGUGAAUUUUCGGAUCCACCCAUCACAAAAGGUUGAAGAGGUGCUAGAGAUAGUCAAAAACACUAUUGCUGAUGACAGAGUAAAGAUACAUCUCCAGGAAGCCUUUGACCCACUCCCUAUCAGCCCCUGGGAUAAUGAUGUCUUUGGAGUCCAGAUUAUCCAAAGAACCCUACUGGAUGUUUUCCCCUAUGUCAGCAACGUAGCUCCAGGUAUUUGUAUUGGAAACACAGACAGCCGGCACUUCACUAAUCUCACAGAUGCCAUUUAUCGAUUUAACCCACUAGUAUUUAAACCGGACGAUUUACCCAGAGUCCAUGGCUUGAAUGAGAGGAUCUCAAUUGAGGGCUAUGAGAAACAAGUGGAGUUUCUCUACCAGCUGAUUCAGAACUCUGAUAUCGACAAGCUCCCAGAGCCUCAUGCAAACUCCCAUGAGCUGUGAGACAAAAGAAAUGGGGAGAGGAGCAACUAUCGAGGU